AUAUUGAGAAGAUUUAUUCCUAAAAAGUUAACAUUAUGUCACAGAAACGGAUAUCUGAUGCAAAAUCAAAGCAAUCUAUCCUCAAUCGACGUUCAAACUUCACAACGUCUUUGAAAGAACUUGGUUUGGAUGACGAUGAAAAUCAUCCUGAGAAGGAUAGAACAUCCAUGCAAAACAAUUCAUCUCAUCAAAAAUUGAAAGAAAAGAAACUUCGGUUGCUAACAUCGACUAAAAUAGAGAAUCAUACGAAAAUAUUUGCCUCGAUGUGUCCUGACGAAAUUUUAGAUCACGUUGAUGACUAUCACACUAGAGAAUACUACACUACAUUAAUGUUAGGUGACGUCUCCGGAUUUACAGACCUCACGGAAAAAUAUACUAAAACUGGUCAAGGUGGUCCCUCUAAACUGACUGAAACCCUUAACAGCUAUAUUGGAGCAAUGGUUCAGGAAAUACUAUCCCACAAGGGAGAUGUUCUCAAAUUUUCAGGAGAUGCUUUCAUCGUAAUGUGGAAAGUACAAGAAGAUACUGUAAUGAGGGAUAUAGCUAUAGAAGCCAUGCAGACCGCGUGCAUCAUUCAAAAACAUUUUGGUAGCUUUGAUACAGACGUAGGUGUAGUUCUCAAAGUUAAACUAGCAAUAGCUUCUGGAAAAAUAUUCUUUACGUCAAUCGGAGAUCCGGAAACAAUGUCCUAUUAUAUGAUCACAGGCAACCCCGUUUGGGAAGUUAAAGCAGCUGAAGGAUUGUGUCGCGGCGGGGAUAUAAUUGUAGCACCAAGUAGCUGGCAAUGGGCUAAUCCAAAUGACUAUGUGCAUGAAUCAUUACCUGAUGGUAUUCAUACAUUGCUUCUGGCCUCAACAGUUAUGUGGGAACCGGAUACCGAAAGAUACGCUAAAAUGGAUGUUGAAUCAGAACAUGAUGUGAACACCUCAGAUGAACAAAAUAUAACACUAUUCAAUAGUUGCACUACUGAUAGAGUUCCUGAACCUGACGCAGCUGCGGUACUUAUGAAUUUAACGGGUGAUACUCUGGAGGACUAUCGGCGUUGGCAAGUGGAUUAUAGCUAUAAUACAAUUUCUACACAUCACGCCAUAGUAAGACCAAAAGUAAAUAAAGUGGCAAAGGCUCAUAUGAAGAACGCCUUACGGUGCUAUAUGUUGAGACCGAUAGUUCAUUCGGUUGAAAUGGAUGAACCCAUAGAGUACCUUACUGAGAUGCGUCAGAUCGUAAUUCUGUUUAUUAAUGUGAUAACGAACGUUAGCCAAAAAAAAUUAAUUCAUCUGGUGGAUACUGCAUACAAAAUCGUUUGCGGAGUUGUUGAUAGUAUGCAAGGUUGUGUCAAUAAGACAUCGCUCUUCGACAAAGAUUUAAUGUUCUUAUGUAUAUUUGGCCUACGUGGUGACAAACAUGAACUCGAAUCUCAAAUAGGAUUGCGUUGCGCUGCUAAACUUCAUGCGAUAUUAUCUGCGCGAAAAAAUAUCAAUUCUGUGGCAAUUGGAGUCACAACUGGUAUGACUUAUUGCGGAGUAGUUGGGCAUAUACUGCGAAGGGAAUAUACCGUCAUUGGUAUGGCUGUUAAUAAAGCAGCUAGACUUAUGUGUGCCUAUCCUAAUAAGGUUGUUUGCGAUCGGGAUAGUUUCCUCAGGUCUCGUUUGGAAGCGAGGCAUUUCAUUUUACAAGAACCUAAAUAUUUGAAAGGUAUAACGAACGUCGGACCAAUUUACGAAUUCUUAGAACAGACAGGACCAGGUAGACCAGAUACAGCAAUGAAUGAGUAUCCAAUCUUAGGAAGAGAAGAGGAGCUGAACAUUUUCAUACAGAUGUUAGUACGUGAGAAAAAUUCUCGGGAUAUGCGCAGAAGUCGGACUAGAACAGAAACCCCUCAGAACGUUCUAGUGAUAAGGGGUGAACCAAGAUCUGGAAAAACUAGAUUACUCGAUGAAAUGGUUCAGCAUAUACCAUCCAAAGUACCAUGCAAUCGCAUAUCCCUAAUUUAUAGUGAUUACAAGUCUCCUUACACACUGAUCCAUCUAAUGCUGUCCAUUCCCCUCGGUUUUACUGCAUCUUCAACACCUAAGGAACGUGAACACAAUAUAAUUACGCACAUGGGAAAGAUACAUUUCCCGCAUUUGCUCUGCUCACUUAAUGAAGUAUUCAACGUAAAUUUUGAUAUCAGUCAUAAGUAUAACAUCCUUCCCGAAAAUGAAAAAAAAGAAAUAAUGCAGAAGCUUCUCAGCAAACUAAUAGGUAAUGCAUUCAAAUGCCAAUGGGUCAUCAUAAUCGAUGAUGCUGAGUACAGUGAUCAGGAAUCAGCUGCUCUAUUGCCAACGAUAUUGAAAGAACAUAUGAUAUUCGUUGUUAUGGCAUUUGGACAGAAAAUUUCAUCCGAAUUUGCAAUACCUUAUGAGGUCUUAAAAAGAGCCGAGGUCAUCGAUUUAGUUGGUUUAGAUAAGUGGUACCACGCAGGACUUGCAUGCCAAAUUUUAGGAGUAAAGGCAAUCUCAGCAGAACUAGAGAAAGUCAUUCAAGAAAAGAGUUCCGGUAAUCCUGGAUGGAUAGUAAAUUAUUUGGUAUGCCUUGUACAGUCCGGAGACUUAGUGACGAAAAAAGUGAAUAAAAACCAAUUACGUCAUCUAGGACUGGUGUGUCCUCCUGAUGAUAUGAUACGAAGGCCAGCCUUAGAACAUAAAAGAAAGUAUGACAGCACCGCAGGGCAUAUUCGUACAGAUGGAUGGACCAUGUAUCAAUCCUCAUACCGGGACAGCGUGGGAAACCUCUUCGUUGAUAAAAAAGUAGGAGAUAUCUCAACUUCAGUAGAAGAUAUAGAGACCCUAUCGAACAUUACAAUUUGCGUAACUUCACCUACUUUUGUCAUCGAAGAUAAUGAGAUCGAAAUAAAAAUGGAUGUUGUUAUAUUAAAAAUGUUUGAUUCGUUGUCUUCGCUCGACCAGCUACUUCUAAAAUCAGCGGCAGUUCUUGGAGAAACAUUUGAUAGAAACAUGCUCGAAUGUCUGCUAGAAAGUACCAGCGAGAGAGAAAUCGGAUUAGCUGUUAAGAGACUGUUCGAAAUGAAAAUACUCGGCUGUGCCAUGGGGGAUUUUAAACGAAGUCCGGGCCCUGUGUUUUAUAUCAGAAAGUUUAGGGGCUUAAAUAAUGAUAUGGGAAUCCGCUGUGCUUGCACUGGGAUUGUUAUUUCAGAAGCAUGUGCCGACUUGCCCAAUUACGCUUCUUGUGGUUUGAUGCGUUUCAAGAUAUCAAUGUUCAGAGAUACUCUAUACAGAUUACUCACCGAGAAUCACAAAGUUGAAAUUCAUGACAAGGCUUUGAAGUAUCUGCAACAGAAGACAAGACGUUGCGUCGCAUGCGGCGGGGGUCACUUCGUCAAAUUGUUAGGUGUGAGAUAUGAUGAAGAUCCACGUGAGAAAAAAAGUAGAAAUGAAACUAUCUACUAUCUUCAACAACUUGCCGACUUUCCUGUUGAAAAGCAUGUAGAAAAUUUGGAUAUGACAACAAUGGCGUCUAAGAAUUUAUCUCGUACCGGUUGCCUCGGAUUUUGGAGACCUGCUAAUAAAAGCCCAACCCGGUCAUUUUCGAACGUCGAUUUUUCUGAGUGCCAAUGCAAUUUGAUUUUAGCGACUAUGUAUACACAAGUUGUGGAUCACUGUCAGAGUAUAGGUACAGCUUUUUUAAGUAACCACUACAUUUGUCAAUCCCUGAUUUUGAUAUACUUCUAUGUAUCGUUAGGGCGAAAAGAUAAAAUGUUGAUUGCAAUUUUGGAAUUUGUUGAGGUUUCUCUCUCUUCUUGCAAUAUUCCGCAGGCAAGAAAGUUGCUUCAUGAUGGGGAUGUCAUUUUAGAUCAAAUGAAAGGCUUGGAUGAUGACGAGGCAAUAACUCUGCCAUUUUUGAAAGGUAGAAUUCAAACUCUUCACGGAAGAUGCUGCCUGGUUUCUGGCCAGAUAAAGCAGGCCUUCGAUUAUUUGUAUAAAGCAAUAAGAAGCCUUGGAUACAAUUUUCCAACUUCAGUAUUGGCAAACAAAUUGAAAGCUAAGAUGUAUCUAGAAUAUCAAAAACUCAUGUUCAAUUGCCUGAGAAAUUGCACUGUAGGUACUGCUGAAGGAUAUGCAGCUGAUUUCAGCGAUCAACUAGCUAAUUGCUUGGCACAAUUAUUCGAACUAUUUAAGGUGAAUGGAAUGUGGUAUCAUUGUCAUUUAGCUGCAAUAUGGGGUCUAAAUGCAGCACUCGAAUCUGACCAAGAUUUUUUUGCACUUUGUACUGCAUAUGCACACAUGAUUGUUUCAGCACAUCGCUUUCAUAUCAAAAGUAUCAUACCCGCAUUGGAAAAUCAUGCAAUAAACGUUUGCUGCCGGAAGGAAGAUGCUGUUGAGUUGCAAGAGUUGAAAGCAGUAGCUGAAUUAUAUUAUGUGAUAUUUUGUUCACGUUGGAUGAGAGGAAAAGUGGAUAUGGCACUAAAACUUGGUCUUACAACCACAAAAAUAUGCAAUACCAUUCGAGCAAUGACAUUGAAACUCACUUUGCUUCCAACAUUAUGUCACAUACUACUUACUAAGUGUCAGUACAGUGAUGUGGCCACAUUGCUACAUGAAUUGGAAUCAAUAGCAAAUGACGAUGUGGACAGAUCAGGUAAAACUUGGUACUAUGCACUUUGUCUUGACUUUCAAUUGGAAUGUGGGCUCACUACUGUGGCAUUUCGUAAAUGCGAACAAUAUUAUCAGGAAGUAGGAAGUGCAAUAAUGUCACUUCGUGAUCCAGGGGCUGAAAAUCGAUAUUUUACUAAUAUGUGGCUAUGGUGCAUCAGAAAUGAUGAUUGGGAGGCAGCGACUGUUUGGGGCAGUAAAAUUCAAAAAAUAUCUGUCGAUCCUGACGAUCUCUCUGCUAUUCCUUGUUUCACAGCAUUGAGAAAGCUUGAGGGACUUCUCAUAAUGUACGUACAUAGGCUAGAUACUAAAAAUGCAAAAGCCAAUGCUAUGACGCAUACGGAAAUCCGUGUACUAAUGAAAGAGACACAUAAGGCAGUCAAAUCAAAGUGUAUUGCAUUACCGAGGUACCUCCUGUUAAAAGCUUAUUAUAACAUGAUUCGGAAUCGAACUCGUAAUGGAAUGAAGCUGUUGCAAAAAUCGAAAAAGAUCGGGUUGGCCCAGCAGAACAAAUCCAUUUUCCAGUGGAUCACACACUGUUCACAGGUAUGGACUAGUGCGAUGAAUGCGAUUCAACGUGACUUUUGGAAAGAGCACUGCACCCUUGAUAGUGCGUUAGAUUGGCAUGAAGUUGAUAUGAAUACUUGCAAACCUGUCCCAUACUCAUUGCCGCUACCAAGGUAUCCUCAUUAGGAUAAAUCCAAUUUUUAGUACUUCUCACUCAGAAACCGUAGACAUAACGGUACUCUUUCAAGGAACGAAGGUAUAUUAUUAUCGAGUUAUUAUGACAUAAGAUUGAAAUAUUUAAUGAAUUUAUUGUAUGAGUUCUUAAUUCUUAAA
Molecule: messenger RNA, 5492 nt
Organism: Athalia rosae (coleseed sawfly)
Lineage: Eukaryota; Metazoa; Arthropoda; Insecta; Hymenoptera; Athaliidae
Product: adenylate cyclase type 10-like
Exons: 29
Coding region: 36-5345 (1769 amino acids)
Biological process (GO): intracellular signal transduction; cyclic nucleotide biosynthetic process
Cellular component (GO): cytoplasm
Molecular function (GO): adenylate cyclase activity
Source: RefSeq, a predicted model, not a curated record